AUGGGAGGGGGAGAGAAGGAAAAUGGAGGAGAUGGUAAGGAAAAGGGAGAGAAAGAGAAGCGGGAAAAGGACAACACUAUUGAUCCUGGGGAACACAGGGACAACACUAUUGAUCCUGGGGAACACAGGGACAACACUAUUGGUCCUGGGGAACACAGGGACAACACUAUUGAUCCUGGGGAACACAGGGACAACACUAUUGAUCCUGGAAAACACAGGGACAACACUAUUGAUCCUGGGGAACACAGGGACAACACUAUUGAUCCUGGGGAACACAGGGACAACACUAUUGAUCCUGGGGAACACAGGGACAACACUAUUGAUCCUGGGAAACACAGGGACAACACUAUUGAUCCUGGGGAACACAGGGACAACACUAUUGAUCCUGGGGAACACAGGGACAACACUAUUGAUCCUGGGGAACACAGGGACAACACUAUUGAUCCUGGGGAACACAGGGACAACACUAUUGAUCCUGGGGAACACAGGGACAACACUAUUGAUCCUGGGGAACACAGGGACAACACUAUUGAUCCUGGGGAACACAGGGGACAACACUAUUGA
Procambarus clarkii (red swamp crayfish) is the source of this 564-nucleotide messenger RNA. The record is from RefSeq and is a predicted model, not a curated record. Lineage: Eukaryota; Metazoa; Arthropoda; Malacostraca; Decapoda; Cambaridae.